Didymodactylos carnosus is the source of this 1092-nucleotide messenger RNA. Lineage: Eukaryota; Metazoa; Rotifera; Eurotatoria; Philodinida; Philodinidae. The record is from the annotation of a GenBank genome assembly.
AUGAUUAAGUUGAAGCUCUCGGUUUAUGAAUCACCAUUGACGAUGAGAAAUCUUUUGCAAAAUAUGCCUAAUUUACGUUACUUAACAGUCGAGACUGAUGAUAUUAAUGUAAAUGGACAUCAAUGGAAACAAAUCAUUAUUGAGUAUUUGCCGAAGCUCACGGUAUUUCGACUUAAAAUGUUAUUUCGACUUAAUGACAAUGAUAACAAGGAACAACGAGUCGAUGAACUACUCGACUCAUUUCGGACUCCAUUUUGGCUUGAGGAACGUCAGUGGUUUAUUCGGUGUGAUUGGAAUCGAUGUCAGCAAUGUGACAAAAACAACAUUCAUCUCUAUACACUCCCCUAUGCCUUCCUCUAUUAUUAUUUUCACGAGUCAGACUUCAAGUCGAAAUCCACUUGCCGUCACCAUGAUGACUAUCUAUCGUACAAUCAUGUAAACACCAUAGGCUAUGAGCUUAUUCCACUCAGCAACCAAGUAUUGUCUCACUUUAGCUUCUCGAACCUACAGAAUCUUGACCUCUGUCUUCCUGUCGAUGAUAAUUUUUGGUCUGUCGUUCCAAGAUUCGAUCAAUUGAUCUCACUCAAGGUAGCACCGUAUCAUGGUGAUAAUGAUUUGGAUUCCCAAUCUCAGUUGCAAGCCUUGCUCGAUCGAGCACCUUGUCUCUAUUCGUUGAGAUUCGCUUCCUGGCCAUCAUCGUCUACACAGAUGCCACCGUUUGAAUAUUCGAAUAAGUCGGUUCGUCGACUUCAUUUACAAGAUGUUGAUCGAUGCUACGAUAGUCAACAAUGUGCUAAAUUGAGUCGUUCACCAUUGGGCAUUCAGUGUGAAGUACUUUCAAUCACAGUCGAUAAUCGAAAAAAUGUCAUUGAUCUUAUAAACACGAUGACUAAUCUUCGAGCGUUGAAUGUGGUAUGCCGAGAUGAUACGUGGAAGGAGGACGACAAUAAUCAAUCCUCAUCAACAGAAGACGAACUUAUCGAGUGGUUGCAACAUUGCUUGCCCUCGACAUGCACAAUCACAAGAAACGAUGAUAAUAUCUAUAACAGUCGAUUUAUUCGCUCUAGGUCUGUUCGAUUGUGGAUCCGUUAA